Cokeromyces recurvatus is the source of this 2261-nucleotide messenger RNA. RefSeq lists its product as uncharacterized. NCBI's taxonomy places the organism in Eukaryota, Fungi, Mucoromycota, Mucoromycetes, Mucorales, Mucoraceae. The record is from RefSeq and is a predicted model, not a curated record. Gene Ontology annotation, biological process: RNA 3'-end processing. The transcript is spliced from 2 exons. Gene Ontology annotation, molecular function: nucleotidyltransferase activity. Bases 181 to 2043 code for a protein of 620 amino acids.
UCCCUUUUUAUCCGCUAUUAAAUAUUUUGUUAAACAAAAGGAUAUUAAUAAUCGUAAGUUUUUAUCAUUUGUAUACGUGUUUUGAAAAAAAUUUGCUAAAAUUUCGUUUUGUCAUUGUUGUUGUCGUCGUCGUCGUCUUUAGCUCGUGGAGGCACACUUAGUAGUUAUGCAUAUGUUAUUAUGGCAUUGCAUUUCUUAAUGGCUGGUUUGGAAAAUCCUUUGAUCCCUAGUCUACAGAAUUUAAACGUCAGAUGUGAAAAUAAAUCAUGUAAUUCAAGAGCCUUUAACAAAAUUAUUCCUGUAUUCUAUAACAACCAUAUCAUACAUUGUGAUGUUCGUUAUCAUGAUUGUGUUUGUAUUCGACAACGAAGUUAUCCUUUAAAAAAGCAAAAUAAUGAUGUUACUCUAUGGGAAGGAAAUAACAAAGAUACAGUGGCUGAAUUGGUAACUAAAUUCUUUCUCUUUUAUUCGGAUGCUGUAAACUAUGUGGUUUCCAUUAUUACAGAUGAUGGUAAGCCUGUUGGUAAUAUUGAUAUGAAUUUUUGGCCCGAGCGACCUAUUAUUGUUCAAGACCCUUUUAUUUUAACUAAAAAUGUUGCUCGAACAUGUACAUCAGUAGGCUUCUCCAUAAUUUUAGAAGAGUUUCGACGAGCAGCAAAGCUUUUGAUGAAGCAUGUUUCUUUUGCAACUGUUUGUGAUAAACAACUUAAUUUACCACGAUUUAUAGAUACACAAUGUUUGGAUUAUCGAAUUCAAAUACGAAAACAAAAGAAGAUGAUAGCUAAAGAGAUGAGAAAACAACAUAAAGAAAUACGCCUACAGCAAAAACAACCGCCGCAACAAGAAACAAAGUUAACAACACCAACAACAACCAAAGACCAUGUCAUUGGAUAUUUGGAUGAUGAUGAUGAUAAUAGUAAAGAAGAGCAACUUAUUAAAUGGUUAGCACCCUAUUUAUCAGAUAAUAACGAAAUAGAAGAGAAUAAUAAUAAUAAUACAAAGACCAUAAGAUCAAAAGAAUCAGCAGAAAUAGUAAAGUCAGUAUUAGAUGAGUUCACAGAAGCACUUUUCACUGGUGAGUACUACGAGGAAGAAGAAGAGGUCUCGGAUGAAGUAGAAGAGAUAAAGAAUAUGGAUCAUAAAGAAAUCUCGAUCUUGCCCACUUAUUUUCCACUACAAUUUCCAAAUCUUGAUGAUGAUGAUAAAGAGGAGGAGGAGGAUUCAGAUCUUGAUAGCAAUGAUACUGAGAACAGUAACAGAGAUACUGAACUACGACCUUUAUUUUUUAAUAAUGAAGAUCAGCAAAUCUCUUCAUCUGGUACUGCAGAGACACCAACAUCAAGUUCAACUAGUAAAAUGAUAACGAAUGAUACUACAGAUAACAUGGAUUCAAAACCCAUAUUAAACUUAGUCAAGAAGCUUAUCUCUUAUCAACCACCUUCAACGUCAGCAGAUGACAUAAAUGGUCAUUCUCUAAAGCAAUUAACGACAGUGCCUUGUACAGAUAUGCAAAAGCUAUUAGAUGAUCCAUGUAUGUCUGACAUUGAUAUGAAGGAUAUCUGUUAUUUAGUCGCACAACUUAAUUUCCUUAGCGAUGCAGUUACACAUCGUCUCUUAAAUCGUAAAGAGAAAGAAGCAGAAGCAAAGCAGAAAACGGGAUCUGAGAUAGGUCGGAGUAAUUUAGCACUAAAGAACUUGGAUAAUACACUCUAUCAAAUGCAGAACACUACUAGUAAGAGACCAUCAUCAGAAAAAUUAGUUGAUGUUUUUUUCACCGUUGAAAAUGUCCCCGCUGCGUUUGAUGCGUAUAUCAUUUAUACAGAAUUUUAUUGGUAUGGUCAAGUUCUGGAUGUUUCCCCCGCUGAAACAAGGACAGAAAAUUCAACCACGGGGUCCUUAACUACAAAAUGGAAUGUGCACAUGAAACUAACAUAUGAAAAUUACAAAAUUGGAAGUAUUCCUCGCACUAUACAAUAUAAUGCAGAUUGUAUAGAUGAUUGUUUUUAUGUAUCUGAGCCUGUUUUACUGUCCCCCUCUGUUUAACAUGCAUGUAUAAAUAUUAUGUAAUAAAUUCAGGGUGAGAAAAAAAAAUAAAAAUAAAAAAAAAAGAAUAAAAUAUGACAUUUAUUGAUAACGAUAAUAGUCGUUUCACUCAUCGAUAAAAGAAUCUGUUUUUGAAUACACUAUAGAUUAAAUAUAUUUUUAGAAAAUUAGUCAAUAUGAAACAUUGUAAAGUACUAUUACGUUAAAAUUUGUAAUUG